AUGCGUGGAAAGGCAUACGUUGCAUUGACUCUCGAUCUUAUUCAGCAAGCAUGCGUUUGCAAAGAUACCCUCACUGCACAUGUUUUGAUCUUAUCUGCACCAUAUUGCUUUCCGUUGAACAUGUUUGUUGUCAAGGUGUACCGGUCCCGCAUGAUUUGUCUACAAACCCUACAGUCAGUCUGUCCCAAGGACGACGUCUGCCUUGUCGUCUCAUCAGCACCGCUGAUGGAACGCAAGGCUCCAGCCAAACUGGGCCCAAAAAGAAGCGAGUUCCUAUCCAGUUGCAUGGUUAUGGGAAAAAUUUAG
Molecule: messenger RNA, 306 nt
Organism: Protopolystoma xenopodis
Lineage: Eukaryota; Metazoa; Platyhelminthes; Monogenea; Polystomatidea; Polystomatidae
Source: the annotation of a GenBank genome assembly